Myxozyma melibiosi is the source of this 1983-nucleotide messenger RNA. Its product is annotated as helicase-like transcription factor HLTF/DNA helicase RAD5, DEAD-box superfamily. Gene Ontology annotation, biological process: DNA repair. Gene Ontology annotation, cellular component: nucleus. The record is from RefSeq and is a predicted model, not a curated record. Gene Ontology annotation, molecular function: ATP-dependent chromatin remodeler activity; ATP binding. NCBI's taxonomy places the organism in Eukaryota, Fungi, Ascomycota, Lipomycetes, Lipomycetales, Lipomycetaceae. The transcript has a single exon. The annotation marks the transcript as partial.
AUGAGAGACAUCGUCGCCGGUGCCAGAAAUGGCCGGUUCGGGCAUACAGAAGAGACUUUGAAAAAACUCCCGAAAGCAGACCAACCCCAGCGCAUACACACGAAAAUGCUCGACUAUCAACUGCAAGGCCUCGGCUGGCUUCUGCAACACGAGCACCCGCAUCUGCGCAAGAACCCCGUGCACAGCACGCAGUUCUGGCACGCGCGCGCCGACGGCUCGUUUUAUAACUCGAUGACGAAGCAGAUUGGUGCGCCGAAACUCGCCAGCGGAGGCAUCUUGGCUGACGAUAUGGGUCUCGGCAAGACUAUCCAGAUGUUGUCGCUCGUGUGCGCUGAUCCCGCGGCGGCGGUGAAGUCGGGCUUGAUCAAGGCUGACUCGACGCCGGCAGAGUUCAAGGGUAAACCGACGCUGAUUCUGGCGCCGGUGGGCUUGCUCUCGAAUUGGUCUGACCAGGCCGCGCAUCAUAUCGAUCCCGACAACCCGCUCAAAGUGCUGGUGUACUACGGCAGUAGCAAGAGCCGGUCUGUGAAUUUUGAGGACUACGACGUGGUAAUUGGCUCGUAUGGCCAGAUUCGCGGCGAAUACAAGCGGCUGCUGGCGAUCGAAGACCCAGAAAACAUCCGCCCGGUCAACCAACUUCCUCGAAACAUGCGGUUCAUCGACCAACCCUGGCGCCGCGUGAUCCUCGACGAGGCACAUAUUAUCCGCAACCCAAACACGCUGGUGACGCAGGGCGUGAUGCGGUUGAACGCGUACUCGCGGUGGGCGCUGACGGGCACGCCAAUCAUGAACUCGCUCACCGACUUAUUUUCGCUCGUGCGGUUCUUGCGCGUGUCGGGCCUGAUGGACAAGCAGAAUUUCGAGAGCAUAAUCAAGCGCGGGUUCGAAGUCAAGGGAUCGGAUUCUGAGACGCGGCUGCAGGCGCUGAUGAUGGAGUUUACGUUGCGGCGGCUAAAGUCGAUGAACUCGCUCGUGCGGUUGAAUUUGCCGCCGCUGACGGUGUUUACGCACACGAUCGAGUGGUCGAAGGAGGAGCGGCGCGUGUAUGACGCGAUGCAAGCCGAGGCGUAUGGAGCGAUGAUGGAGUGGCAUCAGGCAGCGCGGGGUGAAGGGCAGGCGAGACUGAUGUAUUUGUUUGAGGCGCUGCUGCGCCUGCGGCAGAUUUGCAAUCAUCAGCAGCUGUGCGGCGAGCGCCUUCGAGGGAUCGCGGAUAUCGAGGAAAAAGAGGUGGUGGAGCCUACGCAUGAUAAUAUUAUGGCGCUGCAGCUGAUGCUGCAGGCCGCGAUCGAUGAGAACGAGGAGUGUCCGGUUUGCUUUGAGGUGCUGCAGGAGCCGCGGAUCACGCUAUGCAAGCAUAUAUUCUGCAAGAACUGCAUCGAAGAGACGAUCCAUAUGUCUCACAAGUGUCCGUACUGCCGACACCUGCUGACGAGCGCAAGAGACAGUCUGAUUGCGCCGAUGGAGGAGACGGGCGCGGACGAGGUCGAGAUCACGGAGGGGAGCAGUAGUAAGCUGGAUGCGAUCAUGAAGAUUCUGAUUACGCAAAAGAGUCAGAAUGACUCGAUGCCGCAGGAGGAGCCGAUCAAGACUGUUGUGUUUUCGCAGUGGACGUCGUUUCUGAAUAUCUUGGAGCCGCUGCUGGAUGACGCGGGGAUCAAGUUUUCGCGGAUCGACGGGACGAUGAAGAUCGACGAGCGGGACGCGGCGAUCAAGCAGUUGGCGGACGACAGAGAGACCACGGUGCUGCUUGCCUCGCUUGCGGUUUCGUCUACCGGGUUGAACCUGACGAUGGCGUCGCAGGUGAUUAUGUGUGAUUUAUGGUGGAACAUUGCGCAGGAGCGGCAGGCGAUCGAUCGAUGUCACAGACUGGGACAGACGCGGCCGGUGAAUGUGUUUCGGCUGGUGAUGAAGAACAGUAUCGAGCAGCGGGUGAUCAAGAUCCAGGAGGAGAAGGAGGAGAUUGUGGAGCGGGCGUUGAACGAC